AUAUUGGGGAAAAAUAUCAGUGAAUUUUUAUAUUAAAAAGAAUAGUUUCUAAAAAGUAAAAUGCCGUCAAGGGAAAAGCUCUUGAUGCAAAAAAUUGCCAAGCGUGAAAAAAUGAAAAAGCAACUAUCGCAAAAGAAGGGCAAAGGAACGCCGGAUUCAGUGGCCAUCAAACAACAAGGAAAGCCAAACCAACAGAAGCUGGCGCCGAAAGGUAAAAAAGCAGACUUACAAUCAGAGCUGCAGCCACAGCGAACAAAGAAACAACUGCACCAAAAGAAGCCCCCAACGAGAAUUGCAAUGGCUAACUCUGAAUCGGAUUCCGACUCUAAGGAGGAAGGAGAGGAAGUCACUUACAGUAGUGAAGAAGAAGACUUUGAAAUGGGCAAUGCAGCUGAUCCAUCUAACUCCCAUGAAAGUGAUGACGAUGAAAGCGAAGAAGAAAUUGAAUCCGUGCCGGCCAAAAAGUCAAAGCUGGGUUCGACUGCAUCCAAGACGAAAGUAGCAAAGGAACCCACAAAAAAUGGCAAAGCUUCCCGUUCCGACUUACAAGAGAAGAAUCAACCGAAAAGUAAACAUCCGCUGAACAAAAAGCAAUCGCAAAUUUCUGUGGCCAACUCAGAUUCGGAUACAGAUUCGAAUGAAGAGGAAGCGGACUUCGAUAACGAUGAAGACGAUGAUGAUUCUGAAGAUGAAGUUGGUAGCGAGGUAGAAGAUGAAAGCGAGCCUACGUCGGCCAAGAAAUCAAAGUCAGAAUUGACCAUGUCCAAAGCAAAGGAAACAAAAGCGCCUAUAACAAAUGGUAACGUCGUUUCCGAUGAUACGCCAUUCACUGUGGAGUCUUCCUUGGCUGCAUUGGACCAACGCGACCCCGAAGACAGAUCAUUUAGUUCACUGAAAGGCGCAGUUUCGGAAGCCACGCUGCGCGCCAUUUCCGAAAUGGGCUUCACUGAAAUGACCGAAAUUCAAGCAAAAUCCUUGACGCCAUUGCUUAAGGGUCGCGAUUUGGUGGGUGCUGCACAAACGGGUUCGGGCAAGACACUUGCUUUCCUCAUACCUGCUGUAGAGCUGAUCAACAAACUCCGAUUUAUGCCGCGCAAUGGCACAGGCGUCAUCAUAAUUUCGCCCACACGUGAAUUGUCCAUGCAGACGUUUGGUGUGCUCAAGGAAUUGAUGACGCAUCAUCACCAUACCUAUGGUUUGGUCAUGGGUGGAUCGAAUCGCCAGGUGGAGAGCGAAAAACUAGGCAGGGGCAUUAACAUCUUGGUGGCUACUCCAGGUCGCCUUUUGGAUCAUUUACAGAAUUCGCCAGAUUUUCUAUACAAGAACCUGCAGUGCCUCAUUAUCGAUGAGGUGGAUAGAAUACUGGAAAUUGGUUUUGAAGAGGAACUCAAGCAGAUCAUCAAUCUGCUACCUAAACGACGUCAGACAAUGCUUUUUUCGGCCACACAGACGGCACGCAUUGAUGCCUUAUCUAAGCUGGCGUUGAAAAAGGAACCGCAUUAUGUAGGUGUGCAUGAUAAUCAGGAGACCGCCACUGUGGACGGACUGGAGCAGGGCUACAUUGUGUGUCCCUCAGACAAACGGCUCCUCGUGCUCUUUACAUUUUUGAAAAAGAAUCGCAAGAAGAAGGUCAUGGUUUUCUUUUCAUCCUGCAUGUCUGUCAAGUAUCACCACGAGCUGUUUAAUUACAUCGACCUGCCUGUCACCUCAAUACAUGGCAAACAGAAGCAAACGAAACGCACCACAACAUUCUUCCAAUUCUGUAAUGCCGAAGCAGGUAUCCUGCUCUGCACGGAUGUGGCUGCUCGUGGACUCGACAUACCACAGGUAGAUUGGAUUGUGCAAUACGAUCCACCAGAUGAUCCGCGCGAAUACAUCCAUCGUGUGGGUCGUACGGCACGUGGCUCCGGGAAUUCCGGACAUGCUUUGUUAAUGCUCCGACCGGAGGAGUUGGGCUUUCUGCGCUAUUUGAAGGCCGCGAAGGUGCCUUUGAAUGAGUUUGAGUUCUCGUGGCAAAAAAUUGCUGACAUACAGUUGCAGCUGGAGAAGCUCAUUUCGAAGAACUACUUCCUCAAUCAAUCUGCAAAGGAGGCAUUUAAGUCGUAUGUACGUGCCUACGACUCCCAUCAGCUAAAACAGAUAUUCAAUGUGAACACACUGGACUUGCAAACGGUAGCUAAGAGUUUUGGCUUUUUGGUGCCACCUGUGGUUGACCUCAAAGUGGGCGCGGCCAAGCGACAGCGUCCAGAGAAACGUGUCGGUGGCGGCGGUUUUGGUUACUACAAAAAAAUGAACGAAGAGACAACAAAGCAGCGUACUUUUAAGCAGGUUAAUCGUGAACAGGCCAUUAAGAAGAAGUUUAUGCGCUAACUGUAGGUUCCGCAAUUCCUUCUCCAUACAUUCGAAUUAAAUCGGAUCGGAAACAAACAGGAGAUACCAAGUUUUGCUUCCCAUUCGGUUGUAUUCGAAGAGACAAUGUAAAUUCAAUAUUAUGUAGAAAUAAAAAGCAUAAACCUAAACUUAAA
Messenger RNA from Scaptodrosophila lebanonensis, 2525 nucleotides. RefSeq names its product probable ATP-dependent RNA helicase pitchoune (gene pit). NCBI's taxonomy places the organism in Eukaryota, Metazoa, Arthropoda, Insecta, Diptera, Drosophilidae. The record is from RefSeq and is a predicted model, not a curated record. Gene Ontology annotation, biological process: maturation of LSU-rRNA from tricistronic rRNA transcript (SSU-rRNA, 5.8S rRNA, LSU-rRNA). Bases 61 to 2370 code for a protein of 769 amino acids. The transcript is spliced from 5 exons. Gene Ontology annotation, cellular component: nucleolus. Gene Ontology annotation, molecular function: RNA helicase activity; ATP binding; nucleic acid binding.